AUGGAUCCCACCCAGAACACCGUCAACACCCAGGGCACCCAGGCCGGCCAGAAGGACGACUACCUUGACAAGGCCUUCAACAUGGGCGCAAAGAAGUCUGGCCACAACGUCGACAAGAACACCGGCGAGAAGAUCACCGACGGCGCCCGCGGCCUCUUUGAGAAGGCCACUGGCAAGAAGGUCGACCCCAAGGUCUCCAACUAA
Messenger RNA from Phaeoacremonium minimum UCRPA7, 204 nucleotides. RefSeq lists its product as hypothetical. Lineage: Eukaryota; Fungi; Ascomycota; Sordariomycetes; Togniniales; Togniniaceae. The transcript has 2 exons. The coding region runs from base 1 to 204 and encodes 67 amino acids. The record is from RefSeq and is a predicted model, not a curated record.